Messenger RNA from Colletotrichum higginsianum IMI 349063, 3486 nucleotides. RefSeq names its product WD domain containing protein. NCBI's taxonomy places the organism in Eukaryota, Fungi, Ascomycota, Sordariomycetes, Glomerellales, Glomerellaceae. The transcript has a single exon. Gene Ontology annotation, cellular component: NuA4 histone acetyltransferase complex. The coding region runs from base 1 to 3486 and encodes 1161 amino acids. Gene Ontology annotation, molecular function: protein binding. The record is from RefSeq and is a predicted model, not a curated record.
AUGCAGACCUUGGCGCCCAUCCAUCUUCUCCCCGCGAGACCUGACAGCGCCCUCGAUCACUGGCGAGGUGCGGUUUGGGGCAUGAAUAACCCGGCCGCCUACACUCCCCUCGAGUCCCUGUUUCUCAUCCAAGCCAUCCUCAAGCACGGCGUCGAGGCCGCCGCAUUCACCAAGGUCUCCGAUCUUCUCGUCAACAAUCCGCUGAUCAAGGAUGACAAGACCUAUGACGCCGCACGACUGAGCCCGGAUGCGCUCCGACAACUCUUUCUGUACUUGAUACAGGAGGAGCUUCGGAGUGGGAAUGCGACCGCAGAAAAGCCCGAUGGCACCUCGUCGCCCAGUUCCAAGAAGCGCAAGCUCGGCCCUCCGCCGUUGCCUACAUUGAGGGAAGUGAAGGAACAGCUGCAUAAGAUCCCGGCGCUGGUUGAUCGACUCUACUCGACGUACAAGAAUCAUGUCGUCAAGAGUGUUCGGGAUGAAGAGCGGCGCAUUGAAAAACUGGCCAAGGAGAUUCAGGUCCUCGAAGCGCAAGAGGCCGCCGACCGAGCCAAGGCCAAUGCGUCCCGUCAAAUAGGACCGAACGGCAAUCAAGGCCCAAAGGCGACCCCGACGCCUGUUCCGAUACCAUCGCCGAUUCCGACGCCUGCGCAAGCUGCGGCGCAUCCCAAGACCAAGCCGCCGACGCCAACGCCGCCUGCCGAGGCUCCGAGACCGAUCAGGCCCGCCACCGGACAAGCUUCCGCUCCCACACAAACUCCUGUGCCGAUUCCAACACCCGUCCCGUUACCGCCCCAUGCCCAUUCCCAUGUCCGACCGCCAACAACUGCAGCAUCGACUCUGGCGAGUGCCCCGCAACCUGCACCGGCAAAACGAGAUGUGGUUCCUUCUACAGGCGCAUUCCAACCGCCGCCUGCGCCGCCUCCGGCGCAAGCUGUGUCAGUAGCCGGCGCUCCUGCUCCGACGCCUGCCUCUGCCCUGCCGGUCAAGCAACAGCAACCCCUCAAGCAGCAGCAGCCUCCCAGACCUUCCAACAGCGCUGGUCACGUUCUUCAACUUCCCGGUGGCCCUGGUCACCCGCCAGUCCGUCCCGGUCAGUCGACAUCGCCAGUUCCUCUCCCGGCCAUAUCACCUCGACCAGACAACAUUCCGAAGUCUCGGACGACAGCGCCGCCAGCGCCUGCGCAACCCUCGACACCAGGGACUCUCAAGUGGGAAAAGCCGUAUCAACCCGCUGCCCCGCCAUCGCAACCAUCGGGCCGCCCGAUGCCACCUCACAUCCCCUCGACAUCCUCUCCCUCUACCCCAGGCCAACCACAUCAGCCCUCACAGUGGUACCCUCAGCCGGCAGGACAGUAUCAUGGGCCUCCGCACCCACCACAUGUUCCGAUCCAGCCAAACCCAGCACAGAGACUUCCCCAGCAACAACCACAUUCUGUAUUAGUGCCGCCUCAACCCCAGGGGCAGGCUCAUACCCAACUGAAUACUCAAGCUCCGGUCCAGAGCCCGGCCCAGUCUCAGUCCCAGGCCAACCCACCUCAUCCACCUCACCCGCCUCAUCCACCUCAUCAGGCUCAUCAUCCUCACCCGCCUCAAGCACAGUCCAAGGGGCAGUUGGUGGCUCCAACGCACUCAACUCCGGUCAAAAGCCCUUCAGAGAGACCCGCAAUCCUGCCUCAGGGUCGUCCGUCAUCGACGACUCCGAUUGCCCCUCCUGUACGACCGCAACCCCCCCAGCAACAACAACAACAACAACAGCAGCAGCAGCAACAACAACAGCAGCAGCAGCAGCAGCAACAACAGCAACAACAGCAACAACAGGCCCAUUCGCCAUCUCCUCAUCCUCCCCAUACCUCACAACCUCCUCAUCCUCCACAACCACCCGUCGGGUAUCAACAUCAACAAAGGCCUCUUGCUGCUGCUUCGCCUACCCCCCCAUCUGGACCCCCGGGACAGACUGCGGUCCCUCCCCCAAGAUGGCCCCAGGGUUACCCACCACCAACCUACGCGCAACAGCAGUUUAGCCCUUCCCUGGCGCCCGCUUCAUUCGGGGCGAAGUCGGCCGACGCCCAACGUCGCGUCAGCUCCCCGCUCAACAAGCAGCAACACCCUCGUCCAGCGAUACCUCCCCACCUUGCUCCACAGCACACAGCCGUUCCUCAACCGACACAAAGACCCGCGAGUACGCCUAUUCCGCCUCCACAAACGCCUGUUGCCGCACCUCCUGCGUUCCUCCUUACCGGCUCUGGUACCAAAUGGACAUUGAAGUCCACGCCUUCUACCCCCCGUCUGACCGGAACCGUAAAGGAGGUCGCUAGCCCCGCUUUUGAGCCGCUGAGUCCUGUUCAACAGUCUACAUCUCUGCCGCCGCCGACGCCAUUGCAAGCACCGAAGAAGGCCAGCCCGAAGCCGACACCGGUGCCCAUUCCGGUGCCGAAAACAGAGGCGAGGACCCCCGGGCCUCGAGGUCGGGGCCGACCACCUCGCAGCGCAAACAAGGUUCGUGCUGGCAGCACUCCAUCUUCAGUGGUCGGUAUGCGGAGAAGUCAGUCGGUGGCAUCUCAGACAGAUGAGCUGUCGAUGGAUCAUCACGAGUUGGCGCCUAGGAUUAAGGAUGAGAACACCACUCCAAGAGCGACUCCAAGAGCGACACCAAAACCACAGGAUGACACGGGCGAUACCACUGCUGAUGAAAGCGUGCCGAGUCGAAGGAACAUGAUUACUCCCAGCAGCGUGUCAUCACGGCUGGCUCACAAACGGAAACGUCAAGACACCCCGACGGAGCCACUGCCUUUGCCCACGGCACCCACUCACGUCGUCUGGACGAGACAGUUUGGCCGUGUAAGCGCUGCCGCUCUCGACCAAAUCAGUGCCCACCGAUUUGCGAACCAGUUUGCAAAUCCGAUCCGCGAGCGGGACGCGCCUGGCUACAAGACAAUCAUUCUGCAACCACAGGACAUCAAAUCCAUCCGCGCGGCCAUCACUCAUGGCAACAGAGCAGCCACGGAAGCCGCCAAGGCUCUCCCGGACGGAGAUCCAGGUACCGGAUCUGUUCUGUUGCCAAUCAGCGAGGACCUAGUGCCACCCAAGAGCAUCAUCAACAGCGCGCAGCUUGAGCGAGAGCUCGUCCACAUGUUCUCCAACGCCAUCAUGUAUAACCUUAACCCAAGCCGCGGACCGGGUCCGGCCUUCAUGAAGGGUGGAACAGCAGCUGAUGGUGCCGACGUGGUGGGUUAUGAGGUUGACGAGGAUGCCGUAGUCCGUUCUACGAGGAUGAUGUCUAUGGAGGUUGAGAAGAUCAUCGGCGAGCUUCGCAAUGCGGAGAAAGAACGCACAGGUCAAGCUACGUCCAAUUCCGGCAAUACGAGGCCGGCCAGUGUCGCCACUGGCGAGGAUACGCCGAUGGCGGAGGAUGAUGUCGACGAGUUGGCUGGUGACGUCGAUAUGGGGUCGACGACGAGGAGAAGGCGCGUGGGCACAAGGAACUAG